Molecule: messenger RNA, 2075 nt
Organism: Saccostrea echinata
Lineage: Eukaryota; Metazoa; Mollusca; Bivalvia; Ostreida; Ostreidae
Exons: 12
Coding region: 135-1880 (581 amino acids)
Source: RefSeq, a predicted model, not a curated record
AGUUGGCUUUUGAUAUAACACAGAUGCACCAAGUACUCACUUCCAGUCUGAUGUGACGACCACUCAUCCCGGAAAUAAAUUAAUCACCAACAUCAUUAUAAUUAUUCCAAGUCCGUUGGAGUACGGUCCACACUAUGGCUUUACUACGUAUGGUUGGAUUUGGUAUCCUUGUUCUAGGGACGGAUGCUCAGUCCUGGAGCUGUGUCACCGCUGAACAGUGUGCGUUGUCGUUGGAACGAGAUUUUAACGAGGCUAUCGCAAACAAAAAUGAUUCCCAUGUCAUCGACUUUUGUUUGAAGAAAACAAAAGAGUUCCGAACUGUAUGUUUAAUUGAUGCCGUCAUUAAGUGUGAAUGGGGUGGGAACGAAGCUGAAUAUUAUAGACUACAAGACAUUCAAAAAAGUUUCCAGCGAAAAUGCUCUGAACUUUGUCCAGUGAUGCAGGAAAUUAAAGCGUGUUCAGGUCUAGUGAAGUAUAACCUAUACAUAACGAAGAAAUUUCAAGAUUUCUGCAAUUCUUACAAAGAAAGUGUCAGAUGUAAAGACAAUGCCUUGAUGGUAGACAGCAAUUGCACUUUUGGCGAAAAACUGUAUGUGCAAGAUUUUGAGGCAGACACUUUACGUGUGUUCAAGUACAUUUGUGACUCUGGAUGUGAAGACAUUGACAGAACCUGGGCUGUGUUGGAGCGAUGCACAUUAACUUACAAUCUGAAUAAUGCCGAUUCUGGAUGCAAGACAUACCAGGACCUUGAAAUGUGUUUAUCGGUCAGUAAAAGCUGCCCUCAGAUCCACAUGAUGGCUCCUUAUUUCGCCAGGAAUUAUACAGAAUACAUGAUGAGAUGUCCUCUACCCAUGCCAGUCAAACCAGUAACGUUGGCCCCAACAGUAUCAAUCGAGCAGAAAACGACAGAACAAGAGAAAGAAACGAUAAUGGACUCAGAAACCGUGAAGAACUUAACCCCAAAUCAAUACCUGCCAAUGGAGACGACUGAUUUACUGCGAAAAGAUAAUGUCCAGCCAUCCAGCUCAACUGAAAGCAGCACAGUAUCUGGAGUGAGCGAAUGUCUCGAAACUUUACAGUCCCCAUCGGACAAUACAGACGGCAAUUUCUGUGAAAGUGUACGUUGUCUAAGAAAUAAAGGAUUGGACCAAAAGGAUGUGUCGUCACUAAAUGUUCAGAAAAGUUUGGAACAGCAAUUAAUGGAAAAGUGGGAUUUCUGUGAGAUAGAAGAUGAAAGUGAAAUUGAAGCAUUUACAAAACAUACGCCAUUGUCUGUUACUGCAGAAAACAGAAGACAACUUAUGUCAUCAACAGAUUUACCGAAAUAUAUGAACGAUAGCAAGGCACCCAUGACCUUGCAAGACAAUGGCAGCACGAAAACUAUGAUUUUGUCAUCAAAUUCUAUAUCCACGACCAAAACAACUAAAAUUUCAGAAAAGAUCAAUAAAAUGAUAGAAAACACUACGGAUAUAGACACGAAACUGAAGUCAAGCCCCCCAUUAACUGUCAGUCCAUUUUUAUCUGGAUUAAGGGGCACUGAGAGGGUUUUUCCUGAACUAUCCGAUGAACAACAUGCAUCGACACUCCAAUAUGACUCUGAGAUCAAUUCUUCUACAUCUGGUCGUAUUACUAACAGAAAUACAAAUAAUCAUAUCCCUAACGUAACCUCAUUACGGCAUCUUGAUAGAUCUUCAAUUUCGUUUCUGAAAUAUAAGUCUGCAACUCCUUUAAUAGAAAUAAAAACCCAGCGAAUAUCCACCUCUUCUGGAAAAGACAAAUUGGUGCUUAGCCAAGGUCUAAAUAAUGGUGCUUCCAUGAAAGAUGUUGCAGACAUUGUUUUAUUAAUAACAACACUAAUCGGUUCUAGAAUUACUGCAUAGGUGCAUAAGCCUUGUAGCCAAAGACUAUUUUCUGUGAUAUUGUGUGAGAGUUCAUCUUACAGUGUUUAAUUGUUUUGUAACGAAAUUGAUUUUGAAAAUAUUCAACUUAUUUAGAUGAUUUAUUUUAAUGACCAGUAAUUUGUGACAAAAGAGGUAUGGUCUUUUUUUAGCAAAUUAUUUGUUUGCUAAUGAUUU